AUGAUUGAUUACGGGACGAAAGUCGUCGGUGGUGUGUCACCAAACAAGGCUGGAACAGAGCAUUUGGGCUUGCCAGUAUUUAAAACAGUGGCAGAGGCAAAAGAGGCGACUGGAUGCGAUGCUACGGUCAUCUAUGUUCCAUAUAAGGCAGCUGGAAAGGCUAUUGAAGAAGCUAUGGAAGCCGAGGUCGGUCUCAUUGUUUGCAUUAGUGAAGGAGUUCCUCAGCAUGAUAUGGUGUACGCGAAAAGUCGACUUUUGAAGCAGAAUAAGUCUCGGCUGGUAGGUCCUAAUUGUCCGGGAAUCAUCAAAUCGGACGAGUGUAAAAUCGGUAUCAUGCCUGGUGGAAUCCACAAGAAGGGUUGCAUAGGUUAG
Messenger RNA from Ostertagia ostertagi, 372 nucleotides. Lineage: Eukaryota; Metazoa; Nematoda; Chromadorea; Rhabditida; Trichostrongylidae. The record is from the annotation of a GenBank genome assembly.